Molecule: messenger RNA, 2155 nt
Organism: Phialemonium atrogriseum
Lineage: Eukaryota; Fungi; Ascomycota; Sordariomycetes; Cephalothecales; Cephalothecaceae
Exons: 3
Coding region: 121-2061 (646 amino acids)
Source: RefSeq, a predicted model, not a curated record
UUUUCCCAAGACAAGGGAAUCUCUUCAACUCUUUCUUCCCCUCCUUGAGUCCCACCUCUCCUCCUGUGCCACUUUUCUGCACCGGUUCUCCUUCCCUGAGAACGUAUAACCUAGCCUAAAAUGCGGGCCAGUGUUGCUUUCCUCCCCGCCCUCGCGGCAGUAGCCAGCGCUUCUCCUCUGGUUGCUCGACAGGAUAUCGAUUUUGAGCUCGUCGAUUCUGCUCCUGACCCCCCGACUGCGUCUAUCCCCAUCGGAGCCACAACUCAAGCAGUUACCUACAACUUGGCCAAGGCCACAGCAUCGGCCACCGCGAGUCCGCUGCCCGUCGAGAAGCGCAAUCUGAAGGUGCGGAACGCUUGCGACCCCCAGCCAACUGGAUCCGGCCCGGUCCCGGUCCCGGAUACGGCCAGUGCCUUCCUCGCCUACGCAUCAUUCUCAUCCCUGGCCUCCGCCGCUCCUACACCGUCCGGAUACGCGAAUACUUUCACAAACCUCCAGGGCAGCUCCGGCGCAUAUGGGUAUAUGGGACUGACGACCCUCGACACUUACGAUCCCGCCCUCUGUGCUAGCAAAUGCAACGCAAUUACCGGCUGUGUCGGCAUCAACAUUUACUUUGAGCGUGACCCCACUGUCGAUCCCGGAACCGGUUGCCAGAAUCCUCCAUCAACCACAGUCAUCAAGUGCACAUUCUGGGGCGGAUACGUUGCUGCCGAGAACGCCGUCAACACUGGCCAGUGGCGUAAUCAGUUCCAAAUCGUCAUUGCUGGUUCCAAUGGCUAUAUGAGUACCGCCAUACCGUCAAUACCAGGUUACACCGGAGUGUCGCUGGGGAACAAUGCGAUCAAUGCUCCCCUGGAUUGUAACGGAGCCAAUACUUACAUGGGCUCCAAGAUUUUCACCACCAGCAUUUUCGACCCGAGCUUGUGUGCAGCGGCUUGUGAGUCGCAAAGUGCUUACAACACUCGUCAUCCGCCCUCCACUGGCAAGCCUGCUCUUUGCAAGUUCUUCAACACGUACCUGAUGGCCGAAAACGGAAGGCCUCAAGGACAGUACUGCGCCAUGUAUACUGAGCCUUGGGCUGCUUCGUAUGCCACUAACAGUGGCCAAUACCGUGGCUCCGAUCAUUACACCAUCGGCUAUAGUUUCGCUUAUUCCAACGUGACCUCGCCAGGUCGCCCGGUCUGCCCCAGUGAUAUUGCCUAUCUUAAAACUGCCGGAGCCGACUUCUGCACGUCCUACAUUGGCUACUCUGCACCAACGACGACAGCCGGUGCCACAGCAACUGCCACCACAACUGUCAUUACCCUGACGACUGUUACCGAUGAAACUACCGUGACCAACUAUGUCACCUCCACGGCGAUCGUCAACGUUCCCCAGAGGCGAGACAUCGCUACUCCGGCUUCCAUCUCUGGCUGGGAGGCUGCCUCGAUCUCCUCGGCAUGCUCCCAGGUCGCAACCGGCACCCUCACAACCACCGCGACGUCUACACAGACAGUUGCUACCACUCUUGUCUCAGUCAUUACUGAAAAGGGCACCCAGACGGUUAUCGCCACCACAACCACGACCACGACGGCCGCGGCCUCUCCCACCAACCUCGUCACCAACGGUGACUUCGAGACCUGCAAUACAAGCGGGUGGAGCAUCAUCGAGAACACCAAGGCAGGUGGUGUUGUUGCCAGCGCCGUAGCGCCACAGACUGACUCGACCGGCAACGUCGAUGGAGGAAGCUGUUGCCUGAAAUUAUUCUCGUCCUACUACGAACCAUGGAACGGGAAAACGCACAUGACAUUUGGACAGGCGUUGGCGACUACAAGGGGAGUAACUUACCGCGUGUCGUGGGAAAUGUUGGGCUCCGGCGGCGACUCGAACUACUGGCAAGUGGCGAUCAACAACAAGGCGCCGUUCGCGUCGGGAAACACUGGCGGCGACAGUUACACGUGGAAUAGUUACACGGGCACUUUCGUCGGCACCGGGUCAGACACCCUGAUUAUCACUGCUCAGAGCUCCACCUGGGGUAUUGCAGCUUGGUACUAUGAUAACUUUGUCAUCACACCAUCUUGAUUUUCUGUCUAGCAAAUUUUAUGUACUGGUUAAUGAGCUGCUUUGAACAAUGGAAGCCAUUGUUCUGGGGACAACUUUGUCGUGGAGCUUCAUG